Messenger RNA from Closterium sp. Yama58-4, 3492 nucleotides. NCBI's taxonomy places the organism in Eukaryota, Viridiplantae, Streptophyta, Zygnematophyceae, Desmidiales, Closteriaceae. The record is from the annotation of a GenBank genome assembly.
AUGGUUGAGUCGAAAAGCUUUCCCGCCACCGCUUCGCCGCAAGUGGCGGCGGCAUGCUCGCGGCUUCCUACGUCGCAGAGCUGCAGCGCCGCCGUGCCGCAGCGCCCCGCUUCCCCGCACGCGCAUCCCCCCUUCUCUUCGCCGCGUUCCGCUUCCCCUCGCCCCCCCUCCCCGUUCUCCUCCCCGCGCUGCUCCUCGCCCCUUUCCUCUCCUAGUAGCGCCAACCAUCCCGCCGCGCGCCGUCCGCCAAGCGAUCAACAGCCCACGCGACUAGGCCCCUCAGCAGCAGAAGCACCUUGCGUGGACUGGCCGUCAGCUGACGUGUCACCGGCGGGAUUCUCACCCGCAGGAUCAGGUCCGCCGUCCCCAUCGACCGCAGGAGCGGCUGUAGCGGGGCUGCGGUCGCGCAGCCGGCUCGGUCCAGGCUACCACGCGGCCGACGACGCCGCAAGCAGCCCUCGCUGCGCCUCACCCCACACUGCCCCUGCCGCUAGCCCCAGCGUUCGUACCGCGUUAGCCCCCGCCAUCGCUGCAGCAUCCAGCGCAGAUUCCGCUGGACCGAAGGCCUGCGUUGGUGGCGGCGCAAACCGCGCUGCAGUGGGGGGUCCCGCUGCGAGCACGCCGGAAUGCGACGAUGUGCCGGACCGCGCGCGGCUGCGGCUGAAGGUUGAGCGGGGUAACCCGCAUGACGCGCACAAGGCGGUGUCUCCGAAGAACCUGCCUGCGCGCCGUUUUGCGCUUCCGCCGAAGCUGCUGUGCGGAUCCUUCUCUCCCUCCUCCCCGUCCUCCCUCUCCCCCGCCUCCCCCUCCCCAGUCCAUCACUUUUCCCCAGCUUCCCCUUCCGCCCGCAAUCACUCCGUCGCCUUUCCGCAUUCCGCCUCUGCCCCUUUUUCUUGCCCGCCUUCCGCCUCCCCCGGAUCUCCCGCCUCCCCCACGCCAUCCGCCACCUGCUUCUCCUCGUCCUCCUCGACCGCGUCGCACUCGCGAUUCGCAUCGCUGUCGCCAGCGUCGCCUCUGGGCGUGCUAAAGUCGCCCACGCCGCAUUCCCCGGCGAGCAGGUGCGCGUCGCCGCAGCCCAAGAGCCCGCUGGGCCUGACGACGGUCGCCGCGGGGACCGGCGCGUGCGCUGGUAGUGGCGCUGCUAGCACCGCUGCAAGAGGCGCCGGUGGUAGCGCCAGCUGCAAUGGCGAAAGGGCUUUCUGUCAGCAGCAGCAGCAGGGGCAGAGGCGGGGGGCGAUUGCGGGCGCGCAGGGGCGGGCGUUCAGCAUCGCGGACUUGCUGCGCCUCCACUCGCGCUCGCCCUCCCACGGCUCUGCGCCCGAUGCGCCGCUCGCCUCUACCUCCCCCUCACCCGCGCGCGGAGACUCGCAGCAGCGGCAGGGGUCUCCCCAGCACCGGCCGCAGCAGCGGGUCGGGGGGGAUGGGCAGCGGAAGAGGGCGAUAGUGCGGGUUACCACUUCAGGCGAGGACGCCGAGAUCAGAGGGGCUGUCCACAGGUUGGAGGACGGAGAGGCGAGAGAAGAGGUGGAAUGUGCGGCGAGGGGGAGGGGGAGCGGUUGGAGCGUUGAUUUGGACGAGGAGGAAGGGCAGGCGGAGGAGAGCGAGGAGAGGCGGGAGGAAGGCGGAGAAGACGGGUGGGAGGUGGCUCAGGGGCAGGGGGAGAGGCACGUGGAGAAGCAGGCGGAGGGAAACGUAGAAAGGCAGGCGUGCAGCGGAGGCAGCAGCAACAGCGGCAACAUGCCGCUGUGCCCGGGUGCGUCCCCAGAAGCCGCGGCACCACUGGUUGCCAAGCCAGGCAGCGAGGCUUGGGCAGCCGCAGCCAAGGGAGGUCCUGACGGCAGCCAAGGCACGGAAGAGCAGCUGCGGCAGCAGCGGCUGUGGAAGCAGUCAGAGCGAGCAGCAGAGCGGAGGAGGAAGGUGCGGGCGAACGAGUUUGUGCUGAGGAAGCCAUACGCUGACAUCCGCGAGGAGUAUGUGGUGGCGCGCAAGGAGAUCGGCAGCGGGCAGUUUGGCAUCAUCCGCAAGUGCGUGCAGCGCCACACGGGGCUCACGUUCGCGUGCAAGAGCAUCGCCAAGGCGGGCAUUCUGACGGUGGAGGACGCGGAGGACGUGCGCAACGAGGUGGGGUUCCUGGAGGAGCUGCGCGGGCACCCACACAUCGUGGCGGUGCAGGCGACGUACGAGGACGACGACAACAUCCACAUCGUCAUGGAGCUCUGCAAGGGCGGCGACCUCUUCGACCGCAUCAAGCUGCGCGCCCGCAUGCCCGAGCCCGCUGCUGCUGCCAUCUGCAAGUCACUGGUGGGCGUGCUGCUGCACUGCCAUGCGCGCGGCGUGCUGCACAUGGACGUGAAGCCCGAGAACGUGCUCAUGUGCCACCGCACAGAUGACACGCACAUCAAGCUCAUCGACUUUGGCGUGGCCACGCGAUUCACGCCAGGCGUGCCGUGCCGCGAGGUGCUGGGCACACCCGAGUACAUCGCCCCGGAGGUGCUCAAGGGGGCGUACGGCCCGCCCGCUGACCUCUGGAGCGCCGGCGUGGUGCUGUAUGUCAUGCUGGCGGGGGCGCCCCCCUUCUGGGAGCGCGCGAGUAAGACGCUCAAGGAGUCCAUCCUGGGGGAUGACGUGCCCUUCUCCCAAAGCAAGUGGGGCGACCGGACGGCUGAGUGCAAGGAGCUUAUAAGGAGGAUGCUUGACAAGGAUCCGACCACGAGGAUAACCGGCAAGGAGAUUCUUGAGCACCCUUGGAUCAAGAUGCACACCGGUGCCAAUCACCAACUCAGUGCUCGACCCAACGAACCACGCAUUGUGAAGAUGGGCACGGGACUGACGCUCUACGGCCACGUGCACUCGCCGUUCGUGCGUCGCGUGCUGCUGACGCUCUAUGAGAUGGGCGUCGAGGAUUUCGAGAUGAAGGUGGUGAGCACGAGCAAGGGCGACAACAAGACGCCCGAGUACCUCACCAUGAACCCGUUUGGCAAGAUGCCAGUGCUGGACGACAACGGCCGCUACCUCUAUGAGUCGCGUGCCAUCAUGCGGUACAUAGCAGAGAAAUACGCCGAGGGCAAGCCGAACCUGGUGGGGGCAGACGUGUGGGAGCGCGCGGAGGUGAGCCAGUGGGCGGACGUGGAGGCGCACAGCGUGACGGAGCAGGUGGCCGUGGUGGUGGAGGAGAACUUCCUUAAGCCGCUCAUGGGCAAGGGGGAGCCCGACAAGGCGCGCGCUGAUGCUGCCAUUGACAAGCUGGGGCGGCUGUUUGACAUCUACGAGAAGCACCUGCAGGGGCGCGAGUACCUGGUGGGCGCGCGCUGCACGCUCGCGGACCUCACGCACCUGCCCUACACUGAAGUGCUCUUCCCCGCCGGCGCCGGUCACCUCAUCACGUCACGCCCCAACGUGGCGCGGUGGUGGGAGCGCAUCUCGUCCCGCCCCGCGUGGAAGAAGGUGCAGCAGCUGGAGCCCAUCCCCGACCUCACACCCACCCCCGCCUGA